AUAGGCCAAAGCAUCUUAUUAGCAAAGAUUUCAAGACGCCAUUCUCAUCUCUAAUCUCACAUACAAAUGGAAAAGUAAAGGCAGAUGAAAUUCCUUCGCUCUGUAGAAUUUUGCCAACAGACUUCCGGUGAAUUAUAUCAGGAUAUGGAUGAUGAUGUCUAUCGCCGCGGCCCCAUCAAAGAGAUGGAUUUCUUCUCCAUUAAUCAUCCGCGAGCUGAAGUCACGGUGCCAUACGAUGAGGCCCAAGAUCACCAAAACAAUGAUAGACGUGUUGAUCAAGGAGUAAAUACGGGAUUGAAUCUUCUUUCGAUGACUUCGGGAAGUGGUCAACCAGUUAUUGAAGAGAAACCCAAUAAAAAGUUGGUUUCACUUCGAAUCGAAGUAGAGCGAUUGAACGACGAAAAUCGGAAGCUUAAAAGUAUGUUGAAUCGGGUUACGGAGAAUUACAGUGCCUUGCAUUCUCAGCUAGUUUCGGCAAUGCAACAGCAAUUGUGCAGAAACCGGAUAGAACAGGAUGAUACUGAAAGGAACGACCGGUCGAGUCCAACGAUUUCAGCCCACCAAUUCAUGGACCCUGGUCCCUCUGGAGUACGAGACGUGGAUGGAUCUUCACCGUCCGACCAUGAGAUCCCAGAAGUACCGACCUCUCCAGCUAAAAAUGUCAAACCUGCAACGGAGGAGAUGAUUCCAAUCAACAGUAAAAGGCAUUCUGCUGAUGAUGGCUAUGAUCAGACGGUCCAAACUUGGGGACCCAACAAGAGCCCAAAGGUAGCAGAAUCAAGGACCACUGAUCAAGCUCCCGACUUCCCUUGUAGGAAGGCUCGAGUGUCGGUCCGUGCACGGUCUGACGCGCCCCUGAUAAGCGAUGGAUGUCAGUGGCGAAAAUAUGGGCAGAAAAUGGCGAAGGGUAACCCGUGUCCACGGGCUUACUAUCGUUGCACCAUGGCCGUUGGAUGCCCCGUUCGUAAGCAGGUCCAAAGAUGUGCUGACGACAACGCCAUCCUAAUUACAACCUACGAAGGCAACCACAACCACCCUCUCCCACCAGCAGCCACAGCCAUGGCUAACGCAACCUCAUCAGCUGCAACCAUGCUCCUCUCCGGCUCGACCAUUAGCCAGGGCCCACUCUACAAUUCCCCUUUCUUCCCAACCUCUCCCUACCCCACCACACUGGCCACAUUAUCCUCAUCCGCUCCGUUCCCUACAAUCACCCUCGAUCUCACCCACACCCCAAGUCCAUUGCAUUACCAGCAGGUCCCACAACCAUCACUACCAUUUCCCUUUCCUCCAACUAACUACCGACCGCUCAUCAAUCAACCCAUCUACCACACCCAAAGGCUAUCUUCAAUGCCACCAGUGCAACUUGGGCAACGGCAAUCAUCCCUCACGGAAGCAAUCACUGCAGCCAUCACCACCGAUCCCAACUUCACAGCUUCAAUAGCUGCAGCCAUCUCUUCAAUCGUGGGUGCAACUGAAAUCAAUAGCAGCAAGACCAAAAACAACAACGGUUCCCCGGCUCGGCCACCGGUCGUAGCUGUCUCGCCACAGCUCCCUCAAUCUUGCACCAUGUUCUCGACUAACUAGUAUAUAAUCAAUGAAACAUAUACUAAGAUUCUUCAAUGGGGAGACAAUAGAGGCGACGAUACACCAUAGUCCAGUUUAAUGGCAUUCCAUUCGGAGAAGGAGCUACAUCUAAAGAUUAUAUUGUUGUGGAUUGUAUUUUGGCAUUUUCGCAUCACUACACUUUUGAAGGUUCGUUGUGAUUAAGGGCACGUUUGGAUGCACAAACUAAUCAAAUUGCAAUAAUUUGAUUAGUGAAGUCCCAGUGAACAAGUUGUAGUUAUUACAGGUUAUCAUACAUACAUAGUAUACAUCUGUA
Magnolia sinica is the source of this 1879-nucleotide messenger RNA. Its product is annotated as probable WRKY transcription factor 47. The record is from RefSeq and is a predicted model, not a curated record. The transcript has 6 exons. NCBI's taxonomy places the organism in Eukaryota, Viridiplantae, Streptophyta, Magnoliopsida, Magnoliales, Magnoliaceae. Bases 85 to 1584 code for a protein of 499 amino acids. Gene Ontology annotation, biological process: regulation of DNA-templated transcription. Gene Ontology annotation, molecular function: DNA-binding transcription factor activity; sequence-specific DNA binding.